AUGCCUCGCCAAUUGCCACCAGAGGAAGGAUGCAGCCCCAAUGCUGCUGGUGAGUCUGCAGAGAGGGCCCGUGAGGUAUUGCAUGCCCUCUCAGAAGUCGUUUUGGAAGCUCAGAAGCGCGGUCUUCCUUUGUCAGAGGCCUACGCGCAUUUCGACCAGAGAGACGAAGGCGUUGUCAGUGUCGACGAUUUGAUGCAGGCUGUGGUAGAGCUGCGUCUGUAUCCGACCAGUGAGCUGUGGAGCGAGCAGGACGCCGAAGAAUGCGUGGUUGCGCUCUCACGAGGCAAAUCUAGAGCCUAUUUUACGAGGGAAGACUUUGUGCGCUAUUUCGCAGCCACGCCUUCGAAGCUCGUAAGUGAUCGAGAUGUUCCUCAAGGCAAAGUAAGUUUGCACGGCCACGAACGCCGUGUACGCUUUCACAAGACAUCCCCGGAGAAAAGAGAUGACCUUCAACACUGGCAGGAUCAAACCACUGCCGCUUUACAUUCCUUGGCCAGCUCUCCACAAAAGAAGAAACAGUUGCGCGUGACGCUACCGGAGUGGGCUCAUGCGCGAAGCAAACGUGCACUCAAAGAGCUGGAGACAAGACGCCGCUCCAAAUCAAAAUCCCAGCCGCCGCUAACUCUAAGCUCAACACCGAACUUCAAUUCUGACAGCUCUCCAUCGGAGCCAACUCCAGAUAGCUUCAGCAAAAACAACGACGUGUUUCACGAUGAUGAGAACAAUGGGCCAAGUGUGCAACCUUCAACAGUUCCACAGCUUGAUAUGAACAAGAAACUCCAGUCAGCAAAGACAGGAGAAAGCCCUGACGAUUCACUCGUGUUCCCGUUAUCAAAUAGAUGGCAGACAUUCCAGGUUGAUGCAGAUACGAUCGUCUCGUACGGAAUCCUCUCACACGACACCAUGCUGACGUCACCAUCAAAAACCAGCACUGAGGCUUGGAAACCACAAGCACAGAUGUCAGCCGAGAGUACAGCAGAAGAGGAAGCAUCGGGGCUUCCGGACAUGACUGCAUUUCGUCUGACAGUCUUCAUCGACGCUUUCCAGCGAUUAGAGACACUGGAGGCUUUCUUUCAUCCCUUGCUCGUCCACUUUCCAAGAGGAAAAAUACUCUUGUGUGGUUUCCCGACGCGUUUAAAGCGCGUUACCACUUGGCAUAACGCUCGUUUUGCCAGCAUCUACUCUAGACUACUUGAGUACGUCAUGGCCCGUUCUCGGGAGUGGCUUGUGCAGCCAAAGUUGGGCAUUGGCGCUGUUCCGCAGUAUCUCGUUGGGUUUGGUACCGGUGGCAGCACAGCUCUACAACUGCUUGGGAUGGAGCUACCGAUGCGGCAAACUAAAGGAGACGGUGGUGGAGUUCUUGGACUUUUUGCACGUUCACUACGUGGCCUUGUGCUUGUUAAUGCAGUGGCGAGCGUCACUGACGUAGAGCGUCGAACACUGCGCUCUCUGCAGAAACUGCUGGAGACAAACUCUAAAGGCAUAUCAAGCACUGGCGACGCUGUGGAGCUGCACGAGGCACUAGCGUCUGCGCUGUUUAGUGACCACUAUCUCUCCCAGGUUGCAACAAGCCGAUCAGCAGCUCUCGAGAGUUUUUUCCGCACGCGGCGUGGUUUUCUCCAAACAAUCGAGAACUUGGCCACAACUAAUGAUUCUACUGUCGACGAUAGAACUAAAACCGGAAAUCUACUUCGGGUUCUGUUGCGUGGUGCUGCCAAGAAUCGAGAUGUCACUGCGGCUAUCGCCAACCUAGCAGCGGUGGUUCCUGCCCCAUUUGCACUGAUCGUAGUCCACGGGUCUCAAAAUGCACUUUUCACGCCUCAUCAAGUUGAAUUGAUGGCGGGAAACACCGGGGUAUCGUCUUCUGCCGGAUUCUCUCAAGUGAACAACGUGUCGGAAGCUUUAGCACUCGGUAACAUCGAUGCUCGACACUUGCACGUGGCUUGGCUCAAAGGUGGUCACGAACUGCUGCAAGAACGAAGUCCCUUCUUUUACGAGUUAUUCAGACAACUCGCCCAUGCAGAAACUUCAUCCCAACAACCAAAUGAUCCGAUCAACUUAUCCACUAGUGAAACCCGUGGCCGUGCGAGUCGUGGUACCAGCGCAAAUCGGAAAAGUAGUGCGAUUUCUUCUACGUCGCGCCAGCCACCGAACUCUGACAACAGCUCUUCGAAUCAAGACGAGACGCUGUCAGUAGAUAAAGAGGAUGGCGGUUCACCUAAUGAACCCCCCUCAAUUAUCCGCCAACGCGUUCUUGAGGAGCUAUCUUCACAUGGGUUAUCGUGGAUUCAGCAAGAGCUAUACGACCGAGGGAUCGAAGGAGCUGGUCCAACUGAAAUCAUCCUCGAACGGUAUGAGCGUGUGCUUGCUCAAGAAGAAGAAUUUGCUCGACAAAAAGAGCGCGAGAAACAACGUAUACUAGCAAAGCACGACGAGAUCGAAGCUCAACGUCGAGCAAAGCAAGAGGAAGCGAACGAGCGUGAACAACGAGCACUUGAAGCACGCCGGUCCAUCCAGAGACGCGAGCGAGAGUCUCAGCAACACUUUUUCAAACAAAUGGAAGCAAAGAAGCUCGAAAACGCGCGAAGGAUACAGGAAAUCGAGAGCAUGGCGCUCGAAGAUCUUCGGUCGCGAAAGGUAGAGCAACUACUCCUCAAUGAUCUCGAACGAAGUGAUCGGAAUCGAGCUGUAGUUCGGCAAAUGGGUGAGCUGGAGGCUGAACGUCAAGAGCAAGUCCGUCGAGAAGCUCAAGUGGAGCUCCAGGCGCUUCGUCUUGAGGAGCAGAAGGCUCAUCGCGAAGCGCUUAAAGCCGCUCAACGCCAGUUCGAGCAGAGCGAGCUCGUAUCAAGUCCCGUGGAGGCCUAUUGGCUGGAUGCUCAUGCCGUCUACGAGCGCUUUGAUGACAUAUCAAGUGGCGCACGUGUAUUAGCCACCGAUCUCGCACACUUUUACGAGAUCAAAGCACUUCAAAUGCGCGAGUCGGCUGAAAAGCGUCUUGAGUUAGACACACUGCAACAUGGUCCUCUUGCUUCGAAGGAGCUCCAAGUCCGCAACUUGGAGCGUGUUCAAGCCAAGGCGCAAAGCACCGGGAUGAUCGCCAAAGCUGGCAUGGGCACCGUUCGCAUUGUGCCUAUCACUCCUGUCGAGAUGCAGACGCUUGGACGGGAUUUGGAUGUCGUGCGCGAUGAACUGGAGCGAUUGCAGAGCGACGCAGCACUGCGACGUAAGGAUCUGACGUGGAAAGACCAGCUUCUGCAGCGUGUGAGCGUCAUCAUUCAGCGCAAUGAACGCUUCCGUCAAGAAGUGCUGGCGAAGCUCUCGCUCUGUGCCGAUAUGGGCAACGAGCGGGUGUUAUCUCUACGCGAGGACAACGAGGCUCUGGAAUUCAAGUGUGACGGGUUCAUCGAACUCCGUGACAAGCUGCAGAUUCGGCAGACUGCAGUACGAGGAGAAUGUGAGCGUGCUCGAGCUGCUACCACCGCGUUCUUCGAUACAAAUCUGCGAGUUGUAGGAGCUCUUCAAAGAGUGCAACGCACAGUCGUCAUUAAAGAGCUGGAGGUUGAGGACGAAGCUCUAACCGAACGCAUCAAAGCUCUUGACGAGCAGGAGAAAGCAGCACAUCUGGCGUUGAAGAAGGGUAGAACCACACUGGAGGAGGUAGCAAAGCGAACAUUCACCUUGGAAGAAAGUCGGCGGAUAUUGGAAGGCACUACAGAAGUCAAAGACGUCGAUACCGACAAAAACAACCAGAAUGAAGUUGCGAAUGGCAAGACCCGGAUGGCUAAACCACAGCAAGGUAUGGCCGAGAGUGUGAGGCACAAGAAACAUGCUGAUCGAUCACCAGAGGAGAAGAACUGGGUGGCAUUGGACUUCCUCCUCAACUUCGCGUACUAUUACAAGAAUGUACCCCCGGAAGAAGUCGAGAUCAUCCAAAAGAGUCCAGACUACCAGCAAUUGAGCAAAACUAAGCUGAGUGUCGAUCAACUCCAGCGUCUGAUGCAGCUUCCAGCUCGCAACUGUCUCGCCUUCGCGUUUUUCAAGUCGUCCGAAGAAAUGGAGGCACAUUAUCUGCUACGUAAGUACACAUUCGGCGAUGGCGAAGAGUACUUUGCUCAGCUCGACCACGACUUUGAAGCUCCUAACGGCAUAGCUGCUCCACGCGCGACUCAGUCUUGUAGCCUUCAAGACAUGCUCUCGGUACUCGAGAAGCUUGCAACGUCUCGUCCAUUGCGUUCUCGUCAGUGUCCAAGAGCACGAUCUGUGUUGCUGGAUGACAAAAUGCCGCCUUUAACGCUGCUCCACGUGCCCCAAAGCCAAAUAUUCCCCCACAAAGGCACCACACACAGCUUCCAGUUGCCUAAGGACACAGAAGGAGUUGCUGUGUUAUCACUCACAGUCUCCAUCGUCUUCCAGGGACAUUUCAAGUCUGUCGGAUAUCAAAACGGGCGACUAGCAGCCAUGCUGUACAUGUUACCUCCAGUGACCGACCCGGAGUCGACGCAGCAAAAGUUUCAAGCCCCGAUUCCUAUCGGAAAAUGCUUGUACGUCGAGGAUCUGGCCCUCUGUUCCCCUCAUAGCAUGGGUCGACUAGUUCUCCGACACGAGCCUCUCGCAAUACCGCUCAGCGCUGCAGCAACGUAUCAAAUUGUAGUGGGCGCACCGGUUUUUACAGCUUAUUCUCUCGAGGUGCACGGACGGACAGCCUUGUUUGCUGACGAAGCACUACGACGGAAACGCGUGGAUGCUUUAAAGAAGCAAGAUCUGCUGCCUCGAAAGCAGGACGAGCUGCAAAAUGUCUUCGUGACGAUUCAGUUGAGCGAGCGCAAGAAGAGAUUAGCUCGUCGACUUGCCACUGAAGCAAAAGACCAAACACGAGUAGCGGAACUGGAGCUGCUGAGGAAUAAUCAAAAGCUUGAACGAGACAAUGCAGAGCCAUCCUUGAGCCACGAAGAGCGCAAAGAGCUGCACGCAGCAAUUCGAACGGCAAACAAGACGUUCACACACUGUUGCUUCUUGUUCUCCAAGCGUGAGGAAGAAGUACGUGACAUCGAACAGAGUCUCCGAGAACUCACCAGAAUCCACGUCGAUGUACUCGAAGAGUGCGAGAAGAUGGAGCAGGUGCUUGCUGAGUACCGCACAAAGCUGCCUCAAAUUGCAGCUCUACUUUCAGGCGACGCAGCAGCAGCCAAACUCGCUCGAGAACUCAACGUGGAAUACGAGAACAAGAAUGGCACAAAGUCAUCCAAAGUACGCUGGGCCGAGUUGUCCGCCAUGAGAGCCAAGCUUCCUUCCAUGAUGACUCCUGCUGAGCGACUGCGACGGAAAUACAAGAAAGGGCGAGACACUCUGGACAAGAAAGAGCGCGAGUGGAUCCUCCUUGAUCGCAUUCUGCAUCCACGAAUGUAUCGAUGGGAGGAAGACAAGCACGGGAGCGCAACCGACGGAGGAUACACGAAAGCUCCUGGAGUUAAUCUCAGGCUGCAUGGCACAUAUCCAAAGCUCUCGAAGGAAGAGGAGCAGCGCGCAGCUUUGUCCCAAAUGGAGCUUGAGCGGAUCAUCAAAGCUCCGUGGAAUUUGCUGGAGCGUAAAGAGAUCCUUAUCCGUAAAAUACUCACGAGAUUUCGAGAUGACCAUGGAAGUAACUCGAAGCGCAGGGCUCCUCCCAAUGACUCGAUGUCGAUGGUAACGCUAUUACGUGCCCAGAAAUCAACCGAAUUGACUCACGAGGAACGUGAAUGGCGCUUGUACGACCAACUGAUGAAUCCGAUGUACUACCCGGUCAACUUCAAACGACUAGCGAAGGAGCUAUCGGGAGCUACUGGUCUUGAAGACGUGACGAUCUCGCCUAAAAUUACGAGGGAGGAUCUGCUCACGGCUAUCAACACUCCAGAGGAGGAGCUGUACAAACUGCCGAGCGAUUUGCUACGAGGACGUACGCUGUUACUCAAGUAUGACCCUCACCUCUCUGUGAACCUCAUCACUGCUGCACGGCUCCAGCAGAGUCAGGACUCCCUAGUAAUGGAUAGCGUCGAGGUAGACGUCGAUGCACGAUGUCGCCUUGUAUUUCAGGAGCUUCAGCGCGCUAUCGCCAAUACGCGGAACGAGUUCAUGGACUCGCAUGUGCUGCACUCGACAUUACAGCGCUUCCCGACUAAAGUAUUGAGACUCGAGCUUGAGAAAGACUUGGACCGCUUGUUGAUCUCGCAGAUCAAAGAAAAAGAAGACUUCGAGCUGGCCAAUUUCCUCUCCAACAAAGAUACCGCUGACAACAACAGAGAUGUUGUGUCUGACUCUGAUAGUGAUGAAGAAGCUGUGAUUGCUCGCGAGAUGGAAGCCCGGCGCAAGGCGAAAGACGGCACCAAACAAGGAUUGAAAGUCCGUGGUAAGGCACUGAAGCAGAAGUCACUGCAGAAGCAACGCCGUGAGAUCAAGAACGCUCUCCAAGGACGCAGUCUUGAGGAGCAGCGUACGCUCCUGCGUGAGCAGGAACUAGGUCCAGGUGGAUGUACUGCUUGCUGGACGAAUCCUUGUGAAUGGAAACCCUUUUUGGAGGAGUCGUACGUGACAAUUCAAGAGCGUAUCGAUGUCAUCCACGAGGAGCUGGAGCGCGUCAAGCAUUGCUCAGAUCUCACGAUUACAUCAAACGUCUGCAUGGCUGCGAUCAAGUCCGGAAACCAGGCUAUCAGGCUGCGUAAGAGCGACUUGUUUGACGAGCUGACUCUGGAGGUGAAAAUUUGGGAGAAGAACUUGCGCUUGAAAGCCGUCGACGAGGAGUUCCACGAAACGUUCCGCUCCAAGAACGAGUUCUUUGAGACGCAAGCAUUGCACGGGUUUCGGCAGAUCCAGCACAAGAACAAAGUGCAGAUAGCACUACAACGUGAGCAUAACGUGCUGGUAGCACAUCUCACGGCGUACGAAGUGGUCGAAGACGUGCUUGAAUCGAUGCUGGAAGGCUGGGUCUUUGGUGAACGCGAGUCCGAGCGACAAUGGAUGCUGCGUCGACGAGAGAUCGACGCUCAACGCGCUCUGGAUCAUGCGGCUGCAAUCACAUUGCAGCGAGCCUACCGUGGUCGUCUUGGCCGCAUCGCAGCCGAAGACCAGCGUGUGGAGCUGGCCGAGUUCAUUUCACAGAUCCGAGCAGAGGAGGCGAUUGCCGAAGAGGAGGAGUACUGGGAGAGCCACAGAAUGGAGCGCUUAGCUCGGGAGGUCGCAGCUUUCGUCAAGAAGGAGGCCUGA
Messenger RNA from Phytophthora nicotianae INRA-310, 7236 nucleotides. RefSeq lists its product as hypothetical. Lineage: Eukaryota; Oomycota; Peronosporomycetes; Peronosporales; Peronosporaceae. Bases 1 to 7236 code for a protein of 2411 amino acids. The record is from RefSeq and is a predicted model, not a curated record. The transcript has 2 exons. Gene Ontology annotation, molecular function: protein binding.